AUGAGCGGCAGUGGCAUGGGAGUAGUCCUCGCUGCGCUCGCUGCGGCGCUGGUCCCGUUGCUGUGGGCGGCUCUGGUGCGCCAGGUGUGGCGGCCGUACGCCGUGGAGCGGGCGUUCGCUCGGCAGGGCGUCCGAGGGCCGCCGUACCGCUUCUACGUGGGCAACAACCGUGAAGCGAGGGCGAUGCUGGCGGCGGCGAGCGACGAGGCGCUGGAGUGGAGCUCCAACGACAUCGUACGCCGCGUGAUGCCGCACGCGCGCGCGUGGGCGUCGCUCUACGGCAAGGUGUUCGUGUCGUGGACCGGCUCGACGCCGAGGCUGUGGGCGGGCGACCUCGACAUGGCCAAGCGGAUCCUCUCCGACAAGGCCGGGCUGUACGUGAACCCGUACCCGGGCCCGGCCCUCAUGGCGCUCCUGGGUCAGGGCCUGGUCUUCACCAAGGGCGACGACUGGGCGCGCCACCGCCGCGUCGUGCACCCAGCGUUCGCCAUGGACAGGCUCAAGUCGAUGACGGCGUGCGCGGCGGAGGGUUCGUUGUCGUCGUUUUGGGUUUUCGGCGUUCUCAUUUCUUCUCCUAUUCGUCCAUUCGAUUUGGUGUUUUUCGGUGGUGGCGGCUGGCUCGGCUACUGGCGACUCGUAGGGAGUGUUGAGAUGGUUCGGAAAAGGCCUGCUGGUGUUGUUGAUUUAUCUAGCUCUGAUAAUUCUGAAAAUGAUGAUUUGGAAGAUGUCCAAUGUUCUCAACUUCCUUAUAUGGAUUAUAAUUCAUAUCAAUCUGCUUCGGAAACUCAGGUUGUUUCAGAUGGUGAUUCUUCUAGUGACAAUUCAAGUUUUGACCGACAUUUGCAUGAGAAGUGUUUGAAAGAUUAUGAGAAGAUAAGGAAUAUGAAGAGAAGGCUGAAAAUGGCACUGAGGCAUAAGUCUAAGAAGGUGAAAUCUGUGAAGAAGUCUAAGGAGGGAUUCACAAGAUUUUCUGCCACAGCUUUUAUGAAUGUGAUUUCCUCUUUGUCCCCUGAGAAGAAGGCAAUUAUUGCUAGCUAUGGGUUUGGUUCUCUGUUGUUGUUUGAUAAAUGCUUUGUGCCGAAUAGUUUUGGUAAGUGGGUUGCACAUUUAGUUGAUUCCAAGUCUGGUGAUAUUAUUCAUAAUGGAAAGGUAAUCUCACUUGCUGAGGAAUCAGUGAAUCUUGUUCUGGAUCUUCCUGUUGGUACAAGACCCUUCCCUUCUGAUCCAAGUGCUGGCAAGGAUUUUGUAUUAUCGAAGUUUGGAAAGUCUAAGAUUCCAUCAGUUUCUUUUUUUGCUGAUAAAUUGAUCAAGAAGGAACAUUUGUCAGAUGAGGACAUGUUUAUUUGUUUCAUGAUAGUUGCUUCGAGCAGUUUCUUGUGCCCCAAUACGAAUACUGUUCCGAGCCCAAAGUACUUUGGCAUAUUUGAAGAUGUUGAGCACAUUAAAGAUUUCAAGUGGUGUGCUUAUGUGCUACAUUGGUUACUUGAGCAUGUCAAGGCGUUCAAUGGAGGUAAAGAUGAUAAAGCGAAAUGUUGUUUAGGUCUUGGUGGCUGUUUGUAUUAUCUUGCGGUUGUUUAUCUGGAUCAUAUCGAUUUCUGGCAGAGGCAACUUGUAGGCUCUAUUCCUCGAAUAUCUGUGUGGAAGGGUGAUUUGAUUCAGUUUUAUGCUAAUCUUGACAUCAAAUCUCCUGGUGUUUAUGGUUACAGACCUCUGCUUGACUUUGAGAAAAUGUGCUAUUACAAGUGUGGUCAUCUUAAGACUAUGGUUUCUGCUGAAGAUCUUGAUUCUUUUUUUGUGAUAAAAUGGAAUCUGUUUCUGGUUAUAUCUCAGUUGGUUGACAAGCAUUCCUUUAAUUGUGGUUCAUCUUUCAAUUUGGAUAUCAUUUCCCUUGGGAAUGUGUCCAAAGACUUCCAAGAUAUGUUUGCAAAGUUGAUGCGGCAUGUGUGUACUAUUGAUUUGAGAUCGAAGGAGUUAAUUGUGGAUGUUAUGGAAGCUAUUGCUCAGACUGAUCCAUCUGUUGAAGAUGAUGAUCCUUUAUCUGUUGCUGCAAGUCCAAAUGAAGAUUCUGUUCCUAAAGUCUCUCAGGGUAUACGUGUUGGUAAUAAUCCAUCUAUUGAUGUUGAUUUGGAGAAGAAGGUGAAAAAGAGAAGUUCCGUUGUUUUAAGCCAGAGAUUAAAACCUAUGUCUUCCCCUGAUUUGGGUGGUGAAGUCAGGCUUGUUCAUGCUUCUAUUCGUAAUCCUUUGGCUGAUAGAACUAAUGUUGCUUCUCAUUCUGGUGGUUGUCAUAUUUCUUUUAAUUUGGAUAGGGAUGUCAUUCUUAUUGAUAAAGAGAAUGUUGUUAUCCCUGAUUUUGUCUCUCCAUCUCCUUUUUGGCACCGAUCUAGAUUUUUUCCAUCUAAGGAUCGUGUAAUUAUGCAAACUCUUCCGUUUUCUGAUGAAGAAACUCCCCGUAUUACACCUAAACUUUCUAAGAAGCCUCUAAUGCUGCCUCUGAGUCAUAGUUCUCUGAAGAAUUCUAAAAAAUCUACUGUCAAUGGAAAUGAUACUUCUCCUGUUGUUUGUACUGGUUCAAGAUCCUUUUUUGAUAAAGUCAGAGUUGAAACUAAAAACUCUGAUGUUAUAUAUAAUUCUAAGUUGGAAAAAGCGAGGAUGAGCUCAGAAACUCCUAAUUUGUGUCUGAACAAAACUCAUGGUUUUCCAUUAGAUUCUUCUAUUGAUCCAGCAGGUGUGGCUGGUCGUUCUGAUUUCAAAUCAAGGGAUUCAUCAACUGGUGGGAAAGUUCCUAUUCAUGGUCCUAGAAGAAUGGUUUCUCCAAGUCGAUAUUAUGGUGAUGAUUUUGAUAAUCUUCAAGACAAAUUUAAAGUUUCAAAAUCUGAAAUUGCAAACUACAAGGCUAUCUGUGCUUUGUCGAAGUCUAGUCCCAUCAAUGAGGAUGCUUUGUAUUUUGGAGGUGUUCGUUGUACAUACUGGUCCCUUGGAGAAUCUAUGAAGCCAGGUGGUAAAGUAAAUAAUUUUGUGGUGGCUGUAUUUCACUAUCAUCUCUUUUGCCAGCCUGAUGGACAUCCAGAUGUUUCAAAGCGGCAUUACUUCUUUUCUAACAUUUCACUGUAUUUUCCAAGUUUCUAUGAAGAUCAUUGGUUUGUCUUUGUUGUUGAUAUCAAGGAUAGGAAAUUUGUGUUCCUGGAUUCAUUCUAUUAUGAACUUCAUGCUUACCAACAAUAUGUUAGGGAAAAGAUGAUUCUAGAAUUCCAAUUUUGGUGGAACAGGUUUGUCAAGACUGAUAUGAAGUUCAGUGAAUAUGGUGUUAUAUAUCCAAGUGUGCCCAAGCAGUCUCUAGAUAAUAAUGUUGAUUCAGGAGUUUAUGCUAUGAUGUUUCUUAAGCAUUGGUCAUCGCCAAGAUCUUCUCUAUUUUCUUUGUUCAGUAGCAAAGAUAUUACAAAUAUCAGGAUCAAGUUAUGCAAUGAGAUGUUGUUCAACCCUAGGAACACUGGUAAUAAGAAUCCAGUCAUUACCUAUGAUCACAAUCAGGAAGGUGGCUCUCAGUAG
Miscanthus lutarioriparius is the source of this 3546-nucleotide messenger RNA. The record is from the annotation of a GenBank genome assembly. Lineage: Eukaryota; Viridiplantae; Streptophyta; Magnoliopsida; Poales; Poaceae.